Molecule: messenger RNA, 2361 nt
Organism: Pseudophryne corroboree (corroboree frog)
Lineage: Eukaryota; Metazoa; Chordata; Amphibia; Anura; Myobatrachidae
Product: cytochrome P450 3A24-like
Exons: 13
Coding region: 209-1741 (510 amino acids)
Molecular function (GO): iron ion binding; oxidoreductase activity, acting on paired donors, with incorporation or reduction of molecular oxygen, reduced flavin or flavoprotein as one donor, and incorporation of one atom of oxygen; steroid hydroxylase activity
Source: RefSeq, a predicted model, not a curated record
AACAGGAUCCAUCUACACAAUGAUUUAUGUUUCUGGUCUCCCUUCUGCUCGCUUUUCAGCUUUGGGAUCCCACCCACAGAGCACGUCACUAGAAGGAAGGACGAAAUAUAAAUACAACUGCCAGAGUGUGACAAGCCAGUAGUGCAGGAAGAGGAGAAGAAGAAGGGACCUGGUAUAAAGAGAGGACAACCACCAAGGAAGCUGAAAUAUGUAUUUCCUCCCAGAUUUCUCUAAGGAAACAUGGAUUCUGCUAGUCCUGUUACUGGCACUAUUCACUUACUAUGCUGUGAUACCUUACAGAGUGUUCCUAAAACAUGGAAUACCUGGUCCUAAGCCACUGCCAUUUAUUGGGACUUUCCUGGAAAACAGAAAUGGCCUCUCUGAAUUUGAUAUGGAAUGUUUCAAAAAAUAUGGAAGAAUUUGGGGGUUCUAUGAUGGUAGACAGCCAGUUCUUGCUAUUAUGGAUCCAGCAAUCAUUAAAUGCAUUCUAGUUAAGGAAUGCUACAGCUUAUUCACUAACAGAAGGAAUUUUGGACUAAAUGGACCGCUAAAUUCUUCAGUGUUGAUUGCUGAAGAUGAGCAGUGGAAGAGGAUACGGACUGUGCUGUCCCCUACAUUUACCAGUGGUAAAAUAAAGCAGAUGUUCCCAAUAAUACAAAAUUAUGGACAACUUUUAGUGAAAAAUGUUUGGAAGAAAGUAGAUAACAAAGAGUCUAUAAACAUGAAGCACAUCUUUGGAAGCUACAGCAUGGAUAUUGUUUUGAGCACAUCAUUCAGUGUAAAUGUGGAUUCACUGAAUAAUCCCAAUGAUCCAUUUGUGACCAAUGCAAGGAACCUUUUCACCUUUUCCUUUUUCAAUCCUCUGUUCUUAACGACACUCCUGUGUCCAUUCCUUAUUCCUCUCCUGAACAGACUGAAUUUCUGUUUUCUUCCUGUGAGUGUUCUCAACUUUUUCCAAGAUGCCAUUAAACUCAUUAAGAAAAGCCGGCAAAAAGGAAUUCACACAGACCGGGUAGAUUUCCUACAACUUAUGGUGGAUUCUCAAACCAAAGACAAAAAUACAUCAUCAGGGGAGGAGAGUCAUAACUAUAAAGCGCUGACAGACUCGGAGAUUAUGGCUCAGGGACUUAUCUUCAUCAUGGCUGGCUACGAGACAACCAGCACUACGCUGAUGUUCCUGUCUUACCAUCUGGCCACUCAGCCUGAUGUUCAAACUAAACUUCAGGAGGAAAUUGAUACCAUUCUCCCAAACAAGGCUCCUCCAACAUACGAGGCUCUGAUGCAGAUGGAGUAUCUUGACAUGGUGAUAUCUGAAACCUUGCGACUCUACCCUCCAUCUUUGAGACUUGAGCGUGUUUGUAAGAAAACAACUGAGAUCAAUGGAGUAACUAUCCCAGAAGGGGUAGUGGUAGUGAUCCCAGCAUUUGUGCUACACCGUGAUCCGGAGAUAUGGCCAGAUCCAGAGGAAUUCAGACCUGAAAGGUUCAGUAAAGAGAAUAGAGAUGUACAAGACUCAUAUACUUUCCUUCCUUUUGGAACUGGACCACGUAACUGUAUAGGGAUGAGAUUUGCUAUGAUCAACAUGAAAUCAGUCCUCACCUUACUGCUGCAGAACUUCUCUUUCCGCACUUGCAAAGACACUCCGAUCCCACUGGAAAUUGACACACGAGGUUACCUAAAGACAACAAAACCUGUUAUGCUCAAUCUAGUGCCUAGAGACACCCAAACGACAGAUGACUAGAUGGGGGUAGCCACCACUGGUUGGACAUUGUGAUAUCUGAUGUACUUCCUUGGGGAAAGCAAAUAAAUUGUAGUUCAUACUAUCACUCAUGAACCAAAAAGUAACAGUAGCAGUUGUUAUUGGUUACAUAAGCCUAAAAAACUGCUUUGCAAAUCUCAAAUUAGAAUUCUGCUUACGUUUAUAUAAAAGCUAUAUUAGGAUUAUAAAGAAUUUGUUUGCUUUAAAGAAGAACUGUCAUCAAAAGAAAAAAUGGUUCAAUAUGUUGUUUAAAAUUAAAUACUGAUCUUCUGCAAUACAGAUUUGGUUAAUUCUGUUGCUUUGAUAUAAUACAUUAUCUGAUAUGGUGAGUGGUUAUCUGGCAAUACAGUAAAUAAAAGCUCUUGAAAGUCAGCAACAGUGACACCUACAGGUUGUUAAACAGCGCUACCAAGCAUAUUGCUAUGUAGUGGUAAUUAACACUACAAUAAAAUAUUGUUUAGGUCAGUUGUAUUUAAUUUUACACAAACUAAUUUUGAUGAUUCAGUAUGUUUAGAAGGAAACUAACUGUGUACCACAUGUAUGAACCUACAUUGUCUUAGCCCAGUUCAAUGUAAGGAAACAAAUAAAGAAUACAUUGUUUA